This is a messenger RNA of Umbelopsis ramanniana AG, 1537 nucleotides long. RefSeq lists its product as uncharacterized. Gene Ontology annotation, molecular function: RNA polymerase II CTD heptapeptide repeat phosphatase activity. NCBI's taxonomy places the organism in Eukaryota, Fungi, Mucoromycota, Umbelopsidomycetes, Umbelopsidales, Umbelopsidaceae. The transcript is spliced from 11 exons. Gene Ontology annotation, cellular component: nucleus. Bases 90 to 1352 code for a protein of 420 amino acids. The record is from RefSeq and is a predicted model, not a curated record.
ACAAGAGUCGUCGUCAACAAUUUUAUCGGAAAUUGACAGAAGAUAACUAUAAUUAAUUGCAACAUACCGGAUCACGCAUUUCGAUAAGAAUGGAUCAGGAGCCAUGCUCUCAUGCUGUACAAUACAACGGCUUGUGUGCGAUAUGUGGUCAAGAUGUAGGGAACUCAAAUACCGAAGAAGGGUCACGCGCCAAUAUCAAUAUGUCACAUAAUGUCCAUGGCUUGAUGGUCAAUCGAUCUGAAGCAGAACGGUUAGAACAAGAGAAUGCGGCGAGACUACUGGAGACUCGACGGUUAUCUCUUAUUGUUGAUUUGGAUCAAACCAUCAUACAUGCUGCUUGUGACCCUACGGUUGGAGAAUGGAUGAACGACAAAAACAACAAAAACCAUCCAGCCACCAAAGACAUCAAGCAAUUUGUCCUUCCCGGCAGCCCACUUGUGUACUAUAUAAAGUUAAGACCGAAGCUACAAGAGUUUCUGAAGGAGGUAACGAAGCAAUAUGAGCUUCAUAUAUACACCAUGGGCACGCGGAAUUACGCAGAAGCUGUAGCAAACAAAAUUGAUCCGGAUAGAACGAUCUUUCGAGAACGAAUUCUUUCUAGGGACGAAAGUGGCAGUUUGACGCAAAAGAAUAUUCAACGACUGUUUCCCUGUGAUACCUCCAUGGUGGUUGUUAUGGAUGACAGAUCCGAUGUGUGGAACUGGUCGCCUAAUUUGAUCAAAGUGAAGCCAUAUGAUUUCUUUGUGGGCAUUGGUGAUAUCAACUCGGUGUUUUUACCGAAACGGGAGCCCAUUCCAAAAUCUGAAACACCUAAUGAACAGCCUCAAACUAAAGAUGCUGUUAGUAACGGAAAAGAAUCAACCGAAGAACGAGAGGAACUGGAUCAAGUAGACGCUGAGACGCUAGCAAAGCAACAACAAGAACAGGAUGCCAUGGUUGAACAGCAACAGAAUGCUCGGCCGUUGCUGCAAAAGCAAAACGAAAUGUCAUUAUCGCAAAAUCAGCCAGUGCUGGUUGAUAAUGACGAAGAAUUGGACAAGAUAUUGGAGAUACUUAAGGAAGUGCAUCGCAAGUUUUAUGAAGACUAUGAUAAGGCUAUGAAGAUUUCACCUUCACAUCGAAUUAUGCCCGAUGUAACUACCCUCCUACCCGACAUGAAAGCCAACAUUCUUGAAGGCACCGUGCUUUUGUUUUCAAGUGUUAUUCCGCUAGGUCAAGAUCCGCAACAGUCUGAUAUUUGGCGGCUGGCAGUUUCGUUUGGUGCGCAGUGUACGCCUGAACUAACUGGCCGUGUUACGCAUGUUGUUGCUGGCAAAGUAAGUUUUACGCGAAAGGAAUACGUGAUGGUAUGACAACAAUGACUUAAAAGACGUAAAUUUAGGCUGGCACACAAAAGGUGAAUGCAGCACGGAAACAUGCACAUAUCCAUAUUGUGCGCAUUGAAUGGCUUCUAGAUUCAACCUCCAAAUGGGAGCGCCUGGACGAAUCUCGUUACCUGCUACCGGAACUAGCCAAUAGAUAGUCGCACUCAUCGACU